UCCAACAUGGCUGAUCUCGAAAAUUCCUCCAAAUCUAUACCUAUUCCUCAACAAUCCCCCGAAGAACCUAAAUCUUCUUUGUGUUUAUGGUUUCUCCAAGUUGUAGUCGUGAUAGGAUUUUCCUCGGCGGCAAUAUUGCUAUGUCUAACUCCAAGGAGUCCAAUAUACACCAUCACCGACGCCUAUAUUCCGGCGUUAGAUGGUCGGAAUUCUACUUCACUCCACGCCGGAAACACCUCUAUUCUCUUGAAUCUCGAAUUCUCAAACCCCAACAAAAAGAUGGGCAUCUUCUACAAUAAUAUCAACAUAACCUUAUAUUACCGCCAUGCUGUCAUCGGCUCCCAAACCCUGCCGGCUUUCUACCAAGGCUACAAAAAAGCCACAAUAUAUGAAGUGCCUGUGAAUGCUGACAAACGGUUGUGGAAAGGAGUUACAAAUUCGACAACAGGGUUGAGGGUUUGCUUGGAAAACGUUGUCAAAUAUAAGAUACUCGGUCACACAACAAAGCAUCACCGGAUGUAUAAUCAAGCUCAUGUGCCGGUUGGUUCAGAUGGGAGGAUUUCAGGAGAGAAGAAUAUAAAGCUACAAAAAUUUCUAUGUUAA
Messenger RNA from Corylus avellana, 603 nucleotides. Its product is annotated as protein NDR1-like. Lineage: Eukaryota; Viridiplantae; Streptophyta; Magnoliopsida; Fagales; Betulaceae. Gene Ontology annotation, biological process: defense response to other organism. The record is from RefSeq and is a predicted model, not a curated record. Gene Ontology annotation, cellular component: plasma membrane; plasmodesma.